This is a messenger RNA of Oreochromis aureus, 861 nucleotides long. RefSeq names its product zymogen granule membrane protein 16-like. Bases 126 to 608 code for a protein of 160 amino acids. The record is from RefSeq and is a predicted model, not a curated record. The transcript is spliced from 4 exons. NCBI's taxonomy places the organism in Eukaryota, Metazoa, Chordata, Actinopteri, Cichliformes, Cichlidae.
UAGAUAUGGUAGGCUGCUUCUUGCUGUAAACUGGAGCGUGUAGCCGCACAGUUUUGCCUAAACUUAGAUGCACGCUUGAGUAUUCGUGUCUUCAUCUUUUUGACCUAAACAACCAAGCAGACAGGAUGCUUUUCGUUGCUGUCGUUGCGCUUCUUGCAGCUUUCCAGCCUCACUACUUUUUCUCACCUUCUGUCGGGUCAGGAGGUGGCACCUCAUUUGCUAUCACUGGAGAAGAUAGGAUCACAGCUGUAAGGGUCUGGGAUACCUACAGUGGCCACAUCAAAGGCAUUCAGUUCCGCUAUGGCUUCGUCUGGUCUUCCAUUGCUGGUUUCUCAUAUGGCGACUUACAUGAGCUUGAUCUGUUUGAUGAUGAAGCCAUCAUCCAGAUCUCUGGGAAAUAUGCCCACUAUGUGCAGUCAAUAGUGUUCAACACCAACAUGGGCCGCUCCCUGUUUGCAGGCCAGCCUGCCGGUACUGCUUUCAACAUGUAUCCUGAAAACAGUCAGGCCGAGCUGCGCUUCGUCAGUGGCCGUGUGCAUGGAGGAAUCACUUCACUUGGAGCACACUGGGCUGUUUUUGAUCCAAACUACAACCACACUGCACACUGAGGAGAGUAGCAGAGAAGUUUAUUGUCUUUGUCUGGGUAUUAAUGCUCCUCAGAAAGAUGUUAAGUUUCUACGUAAAUGGAAAUGUUGGCCUUUUAAUUUGUGUUUUCAGGACUAUUUGAAGUAUCAACAUACAAAUAUUCUGUAAUUACUGUUUUUCCUUCUUUGCCUAAUAAAGUAAUAAAGAUCGUGAUAACUGUAUAUCAGAUUGUGUAACUGUAUAAUGACUUGUGCAUAAAUCAUACCAUUACAGCUC